UGCCCAAGUAACAAAAGUAUUAUCAGUAAUGAUUGUAUCGACGUAUAUACAACAAUCCAAAACAGCAAUAGCUUACAUAUAUCAGAAUGAAAUUGGUAUAUAAUAACCUCAGUAGCACGGUUGCUACAACGAAAAUGGGAAUUAUCUCACUGAAUAUACGCCUGUUGUACCAAUGUAAUAACAACUUCUUAUAAAACCAAUAUCUGUAAAUAUUCAUUUCAGUUAUGUGAUAGGUUUUGCAGUACGAUUAUACGACUGUUGUACAGGUGUAAUUACAACUCCUUAUAUAACUCAUAUGUGUAAAUAUCUAUAUUAGGUUUUGCAGUCAUACAAAACCAUCCUAAUAUAUGUUGAUACAACAUAGUUAAUAUCGUUUAUACAACUUUAAACUAAUAUGAAAAAAAUAUUUUUUUCUCAUUUGAUUGAUAUAUAUCUAGACAUUAUUUUCUGAUCUGAGAACACUCAUAGAUGAGAACGGGAACCUUUUAAUCUUCAUAGACCAGACAAAUCACCUUAACAUUCUCUUACAAUAUUCAAACCUUCCCGCCAGGGGCUCGAACCUUCGUCUGCCAAGUCUAACCAAAUGGAAGCUAUCCUCUCUGCACCCUACGCUAAACGAGAUCUUGUCAAUCGUAACAUAAAUAAUCAAUAUAAUGUUUUAUAUUAACAUAAUGUUGGUUAUAUGUGUAAUCAUUCAAACCACCUGAACUAAAUAAAGUCACAGUUUGAAAUUAAUAAAUUCUGUCUAUGGAUAGAUAUUAGAUAUACGUCUAUGGUUAAUUGGUUAUCUGUCUCACUGUCUGUAGACAAUAUCCAACGUCCAGAUUAAUAUUAAAUAUUAAUUUACAAAUAGUAGUCUGAAUACAAUUCCGAAUAAUGUUUAGAAUUGUAAAAACUUUAGAGGAUGGUGAGGUGUUUUUUACAUCAGUGCCAUCAUCGUGGAUUAGAGAUAAUUUUUUAUACUUUCCAAUCGGAAAUUGGAAAAAGUUCAGAAAAGAACAACGAGCACCCGAAAGAGAUUGGACCAAAAUACCAUAUUCUGAAGUGAGGAAGGAGGUUUAUGAUAACCUAACAGAAGCUCUAGCUGCGGAAAAGAAAAUUACAGCCUUUGAGAAUACUGAGGAAGAGGAAACGUAUCUUGAGAAUAAAAAGUCACAAAGAUUACAUCCUGCUAGGAGUACCAUAAAAGAGUUAAAAAAAAACUUUGAUUACAAUGAUGAAGUAAAUUCCACAUAUUACCAGAACACCGUGUGCCUAUCUACUAAUCCAGUGUCGAGCCCUGCAGUCUCUGGAGUCUCUGGAGGUUCAGAAGAAAUUAAUAUUAAUUCUACUCUUGAAAACAAUGCAUGCUUUCUUUUUCAAGAUGAUCUCAAAAUUCCAGAAAUUACUGAAUUAAAAGAAGAAGUUAGAGAAAUUCACCGAAAAGUUGAAACAAAUAGUGAAGAAAUUUCCAAACUCCAUUAUGAAAUAGUUAAACUACACUCAAAAGCAGACCAAAUAUUGCACUUACUAAACAACAGAGUUACUAUAAUGGACAAUAGAACACUAAUAGGGUUACAAAAUGACAAUAACAAUGAAGUCUCCAGAGAAAAUGAGCUCUUCAAAUUUCCAAUUGACAAUUCAGAAAACUUGGACCUAUUAGAGACUAAAUUGAGAGAGAAAGAAUUUUUCAAACACAUAUUUAUACAGUUCAGUCCAGAAUUUUCGAAUACUGGUUAUAAAUGGAAACAGAUUGCCUAUAUACUCGUAGAUCGAAUAUUUAAUAGGCAAUUAUUAACUGAUUAUUCCUGGACUGGAUUUUCAAAAAAUAAUACAAAAAAAAGUUUCAGCAGCUUGGUUUUCGUGAACCGAUUAUUCUUUCAAAUUGUUAAAAAAGCAGAUGAUUCUUACACAGAAUUACUACACGAAGAAUUUUUCAAAAUGGCCAUCCUGAAGUACAGUAGCAUUAGAGCAAAAACGGCUCUAAACCCAAAAAGAACAUCAGCCCCAAGAACAAAAAUUGCAAGAGCAAAACUGCAAUUGGAAUUGCCUGAUGAAGAAAGGGACAAGACAAACGAAGAGGAAUCCUUACAUAGGCAUGAUAAAACCUAUGUAACUGGAUAUGAGGAAUGUGAUUAGAGACAAAAAUGAAAUAACAGUAUAAAAGUUUAUAUUUUAUAGUAUUAUUAGUAUUUCUGAUACUAU
This is a messenger RNA of Coccinella septempunctata (seven-spotted ladybird), 2184 nucleotides long. RefSeq lists its product as uncharacterized. Lineage: Eukaryota; Metazoa; Arthropoda; Insecta; Coleoptera; Coccinellidae. Bases 877 to 2118 code for a protein of 413 amino acids. The transcript is spliced from 2 exons. The record is from RefSeq and is a predicted model, not a curated record.